CGGUAUCAGGCCUGUUGUUUACCAUGAGGCGUGGCAAGUUAAAUAUCACCUUGCAGAACAGGUAAGGGCAGUGGGUACACACACACAGCCUGGUGUUGUCUCUGGGAUAUUUUCCUUCUGUUGUGCCGAUUCCCGUGGACAAGUAGACAAGCUGUUAAACCAUGGAUAUGGACCACGGGCACCACGGCCAUUCACACGGUGCGGAUGCUAUACAAGACCAUUCGGGAUCGGGGACGUUUGGAAGCCACGCCGUCCUGGGGACGUUCUUCUUCGUGUUCGGGCUGUGGUACGCCGUGAAGACCUGCUUCCUCACGCUAGAGAGGCUCCACACACAGGGACAGGGGAAACAGCCUGCCAGAAACAAGACAUGGAGAGAUCACCUGGGCUGUGCCAAACGUACGCUGGGAUUCCUACUCUACUCCAUGGAUCCCAUGUUCAAGAUCAUCUCUUGUACGAUAGGAAUGUUAAGCCAGAUGUCUCUGGGCGCCCACUGGAGGCUUCGUGACCCGGUCACGGGAGAGUUUGUGGAACAAGCCGACUGGCAGCUGGUCACCAUGUUCUCCUUCUUCUUCUUCUCGGGGCUUGUGGACAUCUUGGUCAGAGUGAAGUCACCGAUUCCACCAAACAGCGACAAGUUCUUCAUGAGUCUGGCGUUGUUCGUCGAGUCCUACUUUUUCUUCUAUCAUGAAGGAGGGUCCGAGGCUGAAGAUCGCCUCCACCAACUCCUGUUUAUCGCCAUAUUUGGCGCUGCGGUAGCCGCCAUGUUGUGGGCGUGUCUACCAGAGAGUCAGUUGUUACCUCUCCUUCUAUCGACACUAAUCUUGUUGCAGGGGACAUGGUUCUGGCAGGUGGCAGGUGUGCUGUACCCGCUGGACACGGCCCGGAGAUGGGACCUGGAGUCACACAACACCCUCAUGUUCCUGCCGCUGGCCUUCUGCUGGCACCUGUUGGGGAACAUCGCGAUCAUCUUUGCCGUGUACGCCAUCGCACAUCAGUUCGUCAAGCGGGGCUAUCGCUUCCCAAGAGGACUAUAACACAGGGUCUUAGAACAGAGUUAUCAACCUAUGAUUGUUUUUUCUUAGAACCAUCACGGUGUUGUACUAGUUUCCAUACUCGUUUCCAUCAAAUACAUUUAUGGCAUCCUCAUGAGAUGGCUUUAAACAGCACUUGCAGCUAGAUUACAAAGGUUUGACAGGCCGUUCAGAUUUCAGAUAAGAGGAUCUGUCUUCAGAAAUUACCGUGGAGCCCAUGUCAUAGCUAGAUAUGUGUCUCUUAUUCACUAUGAUAUAAAUUGUAUCAUACAUUUUAUUUCUGCAAGAUUCCUGUUACUAUGCAAUGAUAUUAUAGCAAAAUCGUUAUACGACUACAGGCCUGUUGGUAUCUUUAAUAUAAAGUUUAAAGUCCUUCCUACAUAACUACAUGUGUAGCAAUUUUAUAUGACAUAGAUGGCAAUACAGAGUUCUGUUCGUCGCUCGUCUGAUAGAAUAUUGGCAACAAUGCAAUGACUUAGAACCUAGAACAUGGCAUGUUAAUGCUUUACGUUGUGUCCUGUUGAAGAUGAGUUACUGUGUUGACUGUUGUUUGAAUAUUGUGUAUUUGUAUUGUGACUGUAGCAAGCUACCUUUGUUAUCACGCGUUGUUUUUUAAAAGUUUUUAAGUAUCCAAUUUGUCGAAUCUACUUGUUAGUAACAAAUUAAUUGUUUGUACGUAAGUCAUAUCCCAGUGGCUUAAUAAAAACACAAAAAAAGCUGUAUUGUUA
Molecule: messenger RNA, 1759 nt
Organism: Branchiostoma floridae (Florida lancelet)
Lineage: Eukaryota; Metazoa; Chordata; Leptocardii; Amphioxiformes; Branchiostomatidae
Product: transmembrane protein 45B-like
Exons: 6
Coding region: 162-1034 (290 amino acids)
Source: RefSeq, a predicted model, not a curated record